Molecule: messenger RNA, 1574 nt
Organism: Lineus longissimus
Lineage: Eukaryota; Metazoa; Nemertea; Pilidiophora; Heteronemertea; Lineidae
Product: probable myosin light chain kinase DDB_G0279831
Exons: 6
Coding region: 108-1418 (436 amino acids)
Biological process (GO): protein phosphorylation; mitotic DNA damage checkpoint signaling
Cellular component (GO): nucleus; cytoplasm
Molecular function (GO): ATP binding; protein serine/threonine kinase activity
Source: RefSeq, a predicted model, not a curated record
GUCAGCCAUCUUUUUCUGCCCGCUGCAUGUACAUGCGACAAUUAGUUUCUUUUUGAAUUUCUGAAAUUUCCAAGGAAACUUUCGAAGAUAAAGAUACCGUUUCAACAAUGGAUUCGGCAUGGUCAAAUGAAGAGGGACCUCCUGAUAUGACUUCUGUGAGGAGGAAACGAUUGCCUUCUCAACAGGAUGAAAGAGAACAACAGAACAACCAAGACAGCCUUUUUUCGAGCGAGUCCAGUAAAGAUGAAUUGGAGUUGUCACAAUCCACCCUAGAUGAGUCCACUACUGCGGCCCUUUCUAGGGAUCUUCCAGCUACUCGGACCACAACAAAAGGGACGAUGCUGAUGACACCUGAUAACACUAUCAAAGAUGAUGAUGCAUCAACAAACCAACUGACUACCACAACAGCUGGACUGACAGAAAUUAGUAAAGAAGUGGAAGACCAACAAGACCCUGAGAGCGAAUCCGGGAUAACUGUAGAAACGCCAGAGGCCUUGGGAGGUUUUGUAAAAAAAAUUAAAGGUAGUCGGUUUGAUCAAAUUCGGGGUUGCAUCUUGAAAGACUAUGAGAACCACCAUAAAGUCAUUGAUGGACAAUACUCAGAGGGUGUACAUUACGAAAAAGACAGUGACAAACCGAUAGGGAAGGGAGGCAGUGGAGAAGUUUGGAAGUGUAUAGAUAAAGAAACCAAGUCUGUAUUCUGUGUCAAGGAGAUUCUGUCACGUGAAUUUGAUCCCAAAGAGGUAACGCUGUGGCUUAAAGUCCAAAACCAUGAUGGGUUCUGCAAGCUUCACGGGGCAAUAGAACGAGAUAAAGAAGGCCAUCAGAAGGUUGUGAUCUUGAUGGAAUAUGGAGGGGAGACACUACGGAAAAUCCUACAGAAGGAGGACCUUGGCGUUAUAGAAGGAUGCCUCAAGACUCGCUUUGAAUUAAGGCGAGCAUUGAAAUAUUUCCAGCAACUUUUGUCAGCACUUCAUUUCAUGGAGCAGGAAGGGAUCGUUCACCACGACAUAAAAUCAAACAAUAUACUAAUUUUGGUGGAUGAAAGAACUGAUAUCCUGAAAGUAAUAGAUUUUGGAGAAUCUUCCGAGGGACCAGAGGAAAACUACAGUGACGUCGAGUGUGCAACAUGGGUUUUUAGAGAAAUGCUAACAGGGCAUAAAAUAAAGGACCCAACUCAUACCCAGUCCAGUGGUAUGGGCGGUGAUGCACCUUUCUUUGUACCAGAUUCGCUCUGUCUGACAGAGGAUGUAAAAAACCUGUUUACACAUGGCUGGCAAAAAGAUUCUGAGGGGAAAAAAUUCUCAGCUGGCGACCUUCUGCACAAAACAGAGAAGAUCAUAAAAGAUUUGGAAUGUGCAGCCCAAAACAACACCAUUGUUAGUAUUGAAGAGAGCCAAUCGGACCAGCUGAACUGAACCCCCAUGACGCUUCUUAUUUCCACUACCAAUAACCAAUACCAGAAAUUUAAGGGCCAUUGUGCUGUGGUCAAACCAAAGUCAGUUUCACAUGCUUUAUUGUUGCUUGAGUACCUACCAUAAAAUAAAGUCAAUAAAAGUCACUAAUAAGCGAGA